CCCCAGGCAGCUGUAUCCUUGCGCCAUGCGAGUCCUCCGGCCGAGUCUGUCGGCUGGGCGCCUUCUCCUCCUCUGGCUGCGGCUCCCCGUGCGGCCGCCGCGGCCGCCCGGACCCCGGCUGUCGAGCGGGCGGGCGGCGGCGGCCGGCGCCCUGGAGCGGGCCAUGGACGAGCUGCUGCACCGUGCGGUGCCCGCGAUGCCGGCCUACGGGCUGCGCGAGAAGACGCCGGCGCCGGCGGAGAACCAGUGCGCGGACUUCGUGAGCUUCUACGGCGGCCUGGCUGAGGCGGCCGAGCGCGCCGAGCUGCUGGGCCGCCUGGCGCGGGGCUUCGGCGUGGACCACGGCCAGGUGGCCGAGCAGAGCGCCGCCGUGCUCCAGCUGCUCCAGCAGCCGCGGGAGGCGGCCGUGCUCCUGCAGGCAGAGGACCGGCUGCGCUACGCGCUGGUGCCGCGCUACCGCAGCCUCUUCCACUACAUCAGCAAGCUGGACGGCGGCGUGCGCUUCCUGGUGCAGCUGCGGGCCGACCUGCUCGAGGCGCAGGCCCUCAAGCUGAUGGAGGGGCCGCACGUCCGGGCUUUGGUGUCGAGUUCCCGGUGCUGGCAGCCAUGCGGGGAAGGGCUGGACGUCUUUCCCUCGGAAGGCCAGCGCUCCCCCCUCUCCAUUUCAGGAAAUGAACGGGGUGCUGAAAAGCAUGUUCUUGGAAUGGUUUUCUUCCGGGUUCCUGAACCUGGAGCAGGUCACCUGGCGUUCACCGUGCGAAGUGCUGCAGAAAAUCAGUCCGAGGCUGUGCAUCCCGUUAAAAACUGGGUGGACAUGAAACGGCGCGUGGGGCCCUACAGAAGGUGUUACUUCCUCUCCCACUGCUCGGCCCCGGGGGAGCCCCUGAUCAUUUUGCACGUGGCCCUGACCAGUGAGAUCUCCAGCAGCAUCCAGACCAUCAUAGUGAAGGAGAGUCCCACGUCGGAGACAGAGGAGCGGGACACGAUCACCACAGCCAUCUUAUACUCGCUGAGCCUGACCCAGCAGGGGCUGCAGGGCGUGGAGCUGGGCACCUUCCUCAUCAAACGGGUGGUGAAGGAGCUGCAGAAGGAGUUUCCUCACCUGGGGACGUUUUCAAGUCUGUCCCCUAUCCCCGGGUUCACCAAGUGGCUUCUGGGGCUGCUGAAGUCAAAAGCAAAGGAUCACGGGAGGAACGAACUAUUGACAGAUUCCGAGUGUAAAGAAAUCGCCGAGAUCACGGGCGGUCCCGUGAAUGAGACCCUCAAGACCUUUCUCAGCAGCAGCGAGUGGGUCCAGUCUGAGCAGCUGGUCCGGGCGCUCCAGGCCCCCCUGAUGCGGCUCUGCGCCUGGUACCUGUACGGGGAGAAGCACCGGGGCUAUGCCCUGAACCCCGUGGCCAACUUCCACUUGCAGAACGGGGCCGUGAUGUGGCGUAUCAACUGGAUGGCCGACGUCAGCCUCAAGGGCAUCACGGGCUCGUGUGGCCUCAUGGUCAAUUACCGCUACUUCCUGGAGGACACGGCCACCAACAGGACCACCUACCUCAGCUCCAAGAGCAUCAAAGCUUCUGAGCAGGUCCUCAGCCUGGUGGCCCAGUUUCAGAAGAACAGCAAACUCUAAGUCACCUUUGCUGAAGCCAAUGUCCCCGCCUGGAAAAGGAUAGUUUUCCGGAGGGGUCGGGGAUGGGGUUAUGUACCCAAAGGAGCUUCUAGAGUGAACCAGAGUUGAACUGUGCUCUCUGGCCUGUGGCGGGGUCACACCGGAAGGCCGGGCCCGGGCUUUGCACAAGGGAACAUGCGUUACCACUGCAGGGUAGUGGUGGGUACAGGUAGACGUGGGCUGGAUGGGGAUGCUGUGCUCUCUCCAGAAGAUUCCAUCGUGGCCUUCGGCCUGGCUCCCUGCCCUGGGAUGGUCUUCAGAAACCGUGGAGCCUCUGCCGGCUCUCGUCCCAAGGUGGAUGGAUGGGUCAGCCGCUCUGGGACCCGGGCAGGUGGCCCAGGUGAGAACAGAUGUUCCUUCCAGCGUAGAACAUGGUUCAGCCAUGAUUGUUUUAGCCGUUUCUCUCUGCUGAUUGCAAAGGGGUAGAGGUCUGUGCUACAUUUCACUAGUUAAAUUCUGGAGGUCGUGAACGUAUGAAAAGGUUUGUGACUUUGCACAAACUUCACUAAGCUAAAUUAUUGGACACGAGAGCUCUUGUCGCCUGGGGCUUAAAUUGCAUUAUAGACUUGACAGUUACAGCGAUUCAAGUUCGUGAUGAACUUCGCAGCAAAGAACAAGUUUGUCCUGUGAAGCAUUAAACACGUGGUUAUUCACGAU
Molecule: messenger RNA, 2317 nt
Organism: Physeter macrocephalus (sperm whale)
Lineage: Eukaryota; Metazoa; Chordata; Mammalia; Artiodactyla; Physeteridae
Gene: MLYCD
Product: malonyl-CoA decarboxylase
Exons: 5
Coding region: 26-1621 (531 amino acids)
Biological process (GO): acetyl-CoA biosynthetic process; malonyl-CoA catabolic process; fatty acid biosynthetic process
Cellular component (GO): peroxisomal matrix; mitochondrial matrix
Molecular function (GO): malonyl-CoA decarboxylase activity
Source: RefSeq, a predicted model, not a curated record